Messenger RNA from Fonsecaea multimorphosa CBS 102226, 1053 nucleotides. RefSeq lists its product as uncharacterized. NCBI's taxonomy places the organism in Eukaryota, Fungi, Ascomycota, Eurotiomycetes, Chaetothyriales, Herpotrichiellaceae. The coding region runs from base 1 to 1053 and encodes 350 amino acids. The transcript has 3 exons. The record is from RefSeq and is a predicted model, not a curated record.
AUGUCGACAACCAUGCUGCGCACCAGCGCCGUCCGUUCGAUCCCGCGUUCCUUCACCUCCCUCCAAGCUACCACGCCACGAACAAGCGUCCUGAACAGGACUCUGAAAGCCUCGUUGCGAACCUCUGCUCGUCCCAUGCGGACCUCCCGUAUCCUCGCUGUCACCGCGUUCCAGCCAGUCCCGAGAGCCUUGGUGCGCUACGCCCACAACGCACACGCUUAUGACACCGCAAAGGCAGAGAAGGCACUCCAUGACAAGGUUUUGCAACCAAUCCCACAAGCAGUUUCCAGUGAAUCGACCUCUCGACAAGUGGCUGGCGAACUUUCAAGACCGACAGCCGACGAUGAGGAUGUGGACAUGAUGGCCGGUAUUCGCAGUGACUUUAACACGAUCAAAGAGACAUUUAGUUUGCAAGAUGUGCCUCGUGAGGCUCUUUAUGUCGGGCUGGCGGGUGUGAUUCCUUAUCUGGCUACGUCUCUGACUACCGUCUACCUUUCGUUCGACAUUCAAUAUGCGGCCACCCAUGGCCAGGGAUUUUUCAUGUCUGGCGAGACAGCCGAGACUCUGCUUCACAUCAUUGAGCCAAUUCAGCUCGGCUACGGUGCCUCGAUCAUCUCCUUCCUUGGUGCCAUCCACUGGGGUCUUGAAUGGGCUGGCUACGGUGGUUACAAAGGCUAUCCCAGAUACUCGAUGGGUAUCGUUGCGACUGCUGUUGCAUGGCCGACACUCCUUCUCCCUGCCGAGGUUGGCUUGAUUGCCCAGUUCCUGGCCUUCACCUUCUUGUAUUACAACGAUGCAAGAGCUUCCAACCGAGGCUGGGCUCCUCCGUGGUACGGAGUCUACCGAUUCGUUCUCACUUUCAUCGUCGGCGCCAGUAUUGUCGCUUCGUUGAUCGGACGUGGCCAGAUCGCUGAUUUGGUCACUCGACCUCCGGGACCUGCCGACAGAAUGAGAGCGCUCCGAGCCAAACAGAUGGAAGAACUUGGACCUGAGCCAGUGGGCGGCGACGAGGACGAAGAGGAAGAAGAAGGCGGUGAGGAGGAAGAGGAGUAG